AUGGUGACCUUCGGCGGAGUGAUCGCAUGCUAUCUGUACCACAUCUACGUGCAGCAUCUUCCGGCCGGAACGCUCAUGGCAACGUUCAGCCAAUACGGUCGAUCGUCCGACUUCGUCAUGGCUUUGGUGAAAGCCGCGAUCUUCGGCCUCGCUUCGACUUCGGUGGCCACUUUCAAAGGUCUCCAUGCAAAGGCGGCCCCCGCGGCGUUGCGCCGACGCAGUCAACGAGGCCGUCGUCAUUGCGUUCGCGCUCGUCUUCCAUCG
This is a messenger RNA of Mesorhabditis spiculigera, 264 nucleotides long. Lineage: Eukaryota; Metazoa; Nematoda; Chromadorea; Rhabditida; Rhabditidae. The record is from the annotation of a GenBank genome assembly.